Molecule: messenger RNA, 1482 nt
Organism: Bombus huntii
Lineage: Eukaryota; Metazoa; Arthropoda; Insecta; Hymenoptera; Apidae
Product: tyrosine-protein kinase Btk29A-like
Exons: 5
Coding region: 164-916 (250 amino acids)
Biological process (GO): intracellular signal transduction
Source: RefSeq, a predicted model, not a curated record
UAACGUAGUGAGGUAUUUCCUGCUAUCUCGUGAAUUUCCAACGUCUUCGUUUGACAGAUUGUCGGUGUGUGUAUGCGUUCGUUCCACGUGAAUUCUUUGUUUAGGCACCGGUCAUGUUUCUGACAAGCAUUGAAAUUGCGAGGUGGUAGCAGUACCCUAGUGCAUGGGUGGCCCUCCAUUGGGAAUGGCGGGGAAAGAUGGGAAGGCGGAGCCAAAAAGCGGGGACGUGGUGCGGCAGGGGUUCAUGGUGAAGCGUUCGCAGAACAAGAAACGCUUCACACCAGUCAACUACAAGCAACGUUGGUUCGUCUUGACGAGGCGCUACCUCGUCUACUACGACGGCGAUGGAGAGCGGCGCAAGGAGCGAGGUAGAAUCGCGGUCGAGAGCGUCCACGUGGUUGAAACGGCCAGCCUCGGGAGCAACGCCGGCGGCGUCGGCGGUGUCGGCAGCGACGUGGCAGGCAGCGAGGCAGGAACAGGCGGCGGCGGGGGUGGAAUACCACCUGGGCUACCCUUCCAGGUGGGCUAUCGGGAAGCCGGCCAAGAGUACACGCUGUACCUUCUCGCAGCCCGCGAGCAGGACCGCGCCGAGUGGAUCCGUGCCAUCCGUGCUGUGUGCAGCGAGAAUCCUGGCCUAAGCGGUCGUUACCACGCCGGACUGUGGAGUGGAAAGCGUUGGUCCUGCUGCCGCUUGUCCACACGUUCCGCGGAGGGCUGCGACACUUGCAGCUCCUGGUCCUCUAAGCCGUUAAACGCAACGAACCCGUCCUCCACGUCCACAUUGAGCUUCACCUCGGCCACCGGAAGCACCAUCGCCACCACUGCCGCCAUAACCGAUCGACCACAGACGACCAACUCAGAGGCGAACAACAAUCCCAUCGUUCACUCGCAGGCCCGUUCAACUAUCGGUGAGUGAAUCCAUUGCUCGUGAAGGUAGCGUCGAUCCAUUAAGGUUUAAGUAAGUUCUAUCCUCGCCUUACUAAAGUCGAUCACUUUUGCAAUCUGCCGUUAUCACGGCUAACGGGACAAGUACAGUUAACCGAUAAUCUCGAAGACUGGCUGGAACCUUGGCAAAGAAACCGGUCUCUCGCGCGAAUGUCCCUCGCUCCGCCCCGAUCAAGACAUUAUCGAUAAAGACAUUGCCUCGAUCGGUUGUCCUCGCUCGUGCGUUCUUGUUAAGCUCCGAGAAACACGUCCAUUCGCCACACAAUGUAUUGAACCUGAGGAUCGUUUCGUGUCCAAGGCUUAAGACGCUCGAGGAUCAACAACGUCCUAUUGCUUCUGUACAAGGUGUUCCGUAUUGCAAGGAGACUGGAAGCUCUGAAGCGGUUGGAACAAACUUUGAAGCUGUUGUAGAUCAGGUCCUUUUUCACUAUUUUGCGGCCCAUAAAAUGGGCAUUUCUCUAAAGAACAAAGAGGAUACUUUUUUAAAGAGCUUAAGUUAAGCAUUUGCUUAUUUAGCAAUCCUCUGGUAUCUACUUU